AAUAUAGCCAUGCUGUUGAAGAACAAACGAGGCCAUAAUCUGUUAUGACAUUUGCAUGGAGCCAACUAAGAGAUCACAGAUUUUGUAUAAAAGCGAGAGAAAUGCACUCAGAAUGGGUAGUACAUUUUUGGAAAGAUGCAGUGGAGCAUAGUUUUUUGCCUACCUUUGGCGCUUUCAGUUGCCUUUGUGGUUGCACUAGACAACAACUCCUGGAAUGAAGCGCAUACCCAGGCAAAUGUUGCUAAAAAGGCUAUAACAGAACGAGCAGUAGUAAAAAAGGAUUUGGAUAAAUUAACUGAAAAGGAACAAAAACAAGUGGAAAGGAUAGCAAUUACCAUCUCUGCGACUGAAGCGCCAGCUGAAACCGUUACCGUGGAAGCACGGGCACAAGAAGAAGUCAAGAACGACCGCCAACCGACUACCAACACCGUUUUGGAAUCUACAGCCGCAAAAUCCUGUGAAACUAACCCUACCAAAGAAGAGCAGCAUGCGCAUCAUAGAGACCAGUUACUUGGAACAGCCAAAUUUCAUGGUGGCGGCAAGCCAUAUCUGCAAGUAGUUGUGCCCACACAUCAGCCAUACACAACACCACAGCCUCUGUACCAUCGGCCAGCUUAUGGUGGUGAUUAUAAUUAUGGCGGUUACGCUGGUGGAUAUGGCGGUAAUGGUGGAUAUGGCGGUAAUGCUGGUUAUGGCGGUAAUCCUGGUUAUGGUGGUUACCCUGGUUAUGGCGGCUAUCCGGGCUACGGUGGCUAUCCUGGUUUUGGUGCUUUUUCCGGUUUUGGUGCUUUUCCAGGUUUUGGUGGUUUUCCUGGUUUCGGUGGGUUUCCUGGUUUUGCCUUUGGCGGCAGGUUCCCCGUCCUACUACCUAAUGGCACAAUUGUUUUCGUCGCAACUUCUCGAAGCCUUAAUUUCGGUUCAACGAAAUCUUUCAACAAUCCAAAUCUUGAAGUCAUCGCUGAAGCGCCUGAAGCUGAAAAAUCAGCAAAUGUCAAGAAAGAAGUGAAAGAGACGUCGUCAGUACCAUUGCUUCUUCGCUUAUUUGGUUAAGUUUGGAGAUAAAUAAAAUUU
This is a messenger RNA of Rhagoletis pomonella (apple maggot), 1071 nucleotides long. Its product is annotated as ATP-dependent RNA helicase A-like. Lineage: Eukaryota; Metazoa; Arthropoda; Insecta; Diptera; Tephritidae. The coding region runs from base 136 to 1050 and encodes 304 amino acids. The record is from RefSeq and is a predicted model, not a curated record. The transcript is spliced from 3 exons.